GAUUGGCGAUAAGCGAUAAGCGCACAACUUUUUGAUAAUUGGGGCUUAAUUGUCAACUAAACGCUUCUACAACAAAAGGAAUCAAUCUCUCAUCCCUCCCAGGCCGUCAUCACGUUACCGUUGCAGUCACUUUUGCCGAGUCUUGACAGCCAUUCACAAUGUCUCACCAGAAGAACGAGAAGGACGUCGGUGACGCUCCCAAGAGCCACCGUAUCCGAAUCACCCUGACCAGCCGAAAGGUUCAGUCUCUCGAGAAGGUCAGCGCUGAGCUCAUUGAGCGUGCUCGCAGCAAGGGCCUCACCAUCAAGGGCCCCGUCCGUCUGCCCACCAAGAACCUCAAGAUCACCACCCGCAAGACCCCUUGUGGUGAGGGUUCCAAGACCUGGGAUUCCUACGAGCUCCGCGUCCACAAGCGCCUUAUCGACCUCCACGCCCCCACCGAGGUUGUCAAGUCCGUCAUCGUCAACAUCGAGGCCGGUGUCGAGGUUGAGGUCACCAUCGCUGCUUAAAUGUGGUCACUGUCCUAGUCAGUGGUCGAUAUGCUCGGCUUCGUCCUGACAUUGUGAAGGAAGGGAAUGAUGGGAACAUCAAGAUCUUGCUCACAGCAAGAGUGGUGGAUAUAGGAUACUCAGUUAUGAUUAAUGAAUCUCUGGGAACCUCGUGUUCUACCAUUCAAAACCAUGAAGAUCAUGAUAUUGUUGUGUUGUCUGACAUGGUGACUUUGACUCGGCAUGUUUUGCGAACAGUAUUCAACUCGCUCUUAACCAGGAGCUGUGGACUAAGUAAAGCAUCCAUGUACGAAUCGAAAUCAACCGAACUUAUGUGUGGACGCAGGAUGCAUUGCAGAUGCUUAUUCACUUUGUAUUAAAAAAUAAAGUAAAAUAAAAUAAAAAGCAAGAUAUGGAUAGACUGAUAGAGGCAAUCUUGCUUUAGCCAGUGCCAAAAGGAGUAUUCUUGGGAUAUAACCCACGAAUUAUUUCUUUUGACCCAAGGUCGG
This is a messenger RNA of Fusarium odoratissimum NRRL 54006, 997 nucleotides long. RefSeq names its product 40S ribosomal protein S20. Lineage: Eukaryota; Fungi; Ascomycota; Sordariomycetes; Hypocreales; Nectriaceae. Gene Ontology annotation, biological process: translation. Gene Ontology annotation, cellular component: cytosolic small ribosomal subunit; ribosome. Gene Ontology annotation, molecular function: structural constituent of ribosome; RNA binding. The transcript is spliced from 3 exons. The record is from RefSeq and is a predicted model, not a curated record. Bases 159 to 509 code for a protein of 116 amino acids.